CGGUAAAGCCGGGCGCAAUGUGUGUCAGAGGACUGUCUGUGCUCCCCGAGUAGAUGACUGCUCCAAAUCUGGUGUCUGCUUUACUGAUUGCGAGUUACGAGAAAUAUUUGGCUCGCACAUUAUUAUCCCAAGUCAGGACAAGGUUUUUCGAUUGUGGGAUAGAAUGCCGGCGAUCGUAAGUAAAAACUCCGAUUUGGAGUUUGACUCCUUACAACCGUGUUUCUACCCGGACGAGGACGACUUCUACCUCUGUGGUCCCGACUCCGCGCCACCGGGGGAGGACAUCUGGAAGAAAUUCGAGUUGUUACCCACUCCGCCCCUCUCCCCGAGCCGGGCCGCGCUACCGGGGGAUGCGGCGACUGCCUCCGCGGAAGCAGACCCUCUGGGCUUCGGUCUCGGGGACCCGCUGGACUGGGCAUCGGAGCUCCUGCUGCUGCCCGAGGACGAUAUAUGGGGGGCGUCCGACGACGGGGACCUGUUUGGCUCCCCUUUGGAUACUAACCCCAGCAACAUCAUAAUCCAGGACUGUAUGUGGAGCGGCUUCUCCGCCAGGGAGAAGCUGGAGCGGGUGGUCACCGAGAAACUGGGCAAGGCUAUUUCCACCGCCACCGCGGGCGGCAGGAGCGCGUGCGUCAAAGCACCGGAGGUGGCGAGCCGCAGUCCGGUGACGGAGUGCGUGGACCCCACCGUGGUCUUCCCUUUCCCGGUCAACAAGAAGAACGGCAGCCGAGACUCAACCGGGACCGUUAACACGCCCACAAACCCGGGAUGCGCUCCCAGUGACUCCGAAGAGGAAGACGACGACGAAGACGACGACGACGACGAGGAGGACGACGAAGAAGGAGAGGAGGAGGAUGAGGACGAUGAUGAUGAGGAGGAGGAGGAGGAGGAGAUUGACGUGGUAACGGUGGAGAAAAGGCGCUCCACGAUGAACAAGGCGUCCCCCAUGGCGGCGGGGACGGUCACCAUCUCCGUGCACCCCAAGAGCCAAGACGCGAGGGGGUCCGGCGUGGUGAGCCGGUUCGUCGGCAGAGCCCCCCAGGAGCUGAUCCUGAAGAGGAGCACCGUCCACCAGCAGCAACACAACUACGCGGCGCCGUCGCCGUACACCUCGGACGACGACCCCCGCCCCGCCGCGAAGAAGCAAAGGACGUCGGACGCCCCUCGACCCCCGCCCAGGACCAUCUCGUCGUGCUCCUCGUCCUCCUCCACGUCCUGCAGCUCGUUCGGCGGCGCGUCGGGGCCGCGCAGCAAGCGCAGCGCCAGCGGGGACAGCAGCCCGCGCGGCAGCUCCGACGACUCGGAGGACAGCGAGCGCCGGCGCAACCACAACAUCCUGGAGCGCCAGCGCCGCAACGACCUGCGCUCCAGCUUCCUGACGCUGCGCGACCACGUGCCGGAGCUGGCGCACAACGAGAAGGCGGCCAAGGUGCUGAUCCUGAAGAAGGCCACCGAGUACGUGAGCUCGCUGGAGACGGAGGCCACGAGGCUGCAGCAGGAGAAGGACAGGCUCAAGGCCCGCAGGCAGCAGCUGAUGCGCAGGCUGGAGCAGGCCAGGACUCGCUAACAGACAACCACUACAACACAGGAACACUCACAGAUACCAUGGACGACCCCCACCCCCCACCUCCACCUCUAAGGCCCUGCCCUCUGCGACCCCCUCACACCCCGCCUCAACUCCAUGCAUACACACAUAG
Gasterosteus aculeatus aculeatus (three-spined stickleback) is the source of this 1697-nucleotide messenger RNA. It is a transcript of the gene mycn, whose product is annotated as MYCN proto-oncogene, bHLH transcription factor. The record is from RefSeq and is a predicted model, not a curated record. NCBI's taxonomy places the organism in Eukaryota, Metazoa, Chordata, Actinopteri, Perciformes, Gasterosteidae. Gene Ontology annotation, molecular function: DNA-binding transcription factor activity; protein dimerization activity. Gene Ontology annotation, biological process: regulation of DNA-templated transcription.